ACUGCCUGUUUACCGUCUCACCAUUCCUCCAAAUCUCUAAACCACCCCCCUCUCCUCCACUCCACUCCACACCACCCCACACCACCAUGGCGCAACCCACAACAACCAUGAAAAUCAAAACGACGCCGUCACCACGCCUCCCUCAAUCCACCACCCCCACCCCCACCUCACUCUACCACCCCAUCCCCCCACCCAGCCCCAGCCCUGACCUCCGCCCCUUCUUCUCCCGCCUCACCACCUCCCUCCGCAACUCCUUCGCCCAACGCCGCCCGUGGUUCGAGAUCAUCGACCGCUCCACCUUCCGCCGCCCUGACACCUUCUCCGAAGCCACAACCCGUGUCCGAAAGAACCUCUCCUACUUCCGUGUCAACUACACAGCCAUUAUCAUCAUCCUCACCAUCCUCUCCCUCCUCUCCCACCCUUUUCCCCUCAUCUUCUUCGUCUCCUUAUCCGCCGCCUGGCUCUACCUCUACCUCUUCCGCCCGCCCGAUCAACCCGCCCUCCUGUUUGAUCACACCUUCUCUGACCGUGAAAUCCUUGGGAUUUUGAUCAUUCUGACCAUUCUAACCGUGUUUUUGACCGGUUUAGGGGCCUUGUUGGUCUCCUCUAUUGUUUUCGGAUUGGGGAUUACUUGUGUUCAUGGCGCGUUUCGGGUGCCACAAGAGGUGUUUGUGGAUAAUCAGGAUCAGAUGGAUGCUGGGAUCCUUUCGUUUCUUAUUGGGACCGCUACUUCUGCUGCGGUUGCCACCGCUCCAACGAUUCCUCGCGUUUGAUUCAUGGUUAUCCAGGUGAUAUUAUGAAAAAAGGUUUAUAUACAUAUACAUAUACAUAUACAUGUGUGUGUGUAUAUUUCCGUUGGUGUGAUUUGGUCACUUCAUUUGUGUUUUGUUGCAAUACUUUUCGUAACACUGAUCUGAAGGGCGAUGCUAGAGCGAAUUCGAACUGUGCCAACGGCAAUGUGAUUGGGCUUGAAUAAUAUGUGUCGAGCUGGCUCGACUAAAACUUAAUUAGCU
Molecule: messenger RNA, 1013 nt
Organism: Helianthus annuus (common sunflower)
Lineage: Eukaryota; Viridiplantae; Streptophyta; Magnoliopsida; Asterales; Asteraceae
Product: PRA1 family protein B3
Exons: 1
Coding region: 87-773 (228 amino acids)
Biological process (GO): vesicle-mediated transport
Cellular component (GO): endoplasmic reticulum; Golgi apparatus
Source: RefSeq, a predicted model, not a curated record